AUGCAUGGGGCGGAUCUCGAGAACUGCAGAUUCGUCGUGCAGCCGAGGGAGAUUAAAUUCACUCUCAGUCAAUCCAAUAGCGAAUCCCAGAUCACGGAGUCGACCGGAUGGCGAGGGGCGAAGGGCGUCCUUACGAGUCGGGCCUACCCGAGCAGCGUCGUGCGCAGCUUCAAACCCUCCGACCCCUUAACGUUCGGCGCCGAGGAGGUCGCCCGCAGGGCGGAGAGGGCGCAGACGCAACAUCAAACCUCCCCACCCCUCCUUCAUCGCACCGAUUUGGGGGAAAAUCUCGAUCACUUUUUAGCGCGAAACGAGGCGAUGCGGACCGCCUCGAUGCGGGUGGCGCGUCGCGUCCGGGGCGGGAUGGAGUUGAAACGAAUUAAAAAAAAUCCGAAGCCGCUGCGAUCGCCCCGGGUCUUCGCGAAUCCCCAACCCCAGGCCGCUCAAAGUUUGUUCGUGGAAGGGAGUUCGAUGCUCGCGCAGGAUGCCGGGCACGCCUCCCAGGCGUUGAAGCAUCUCAGCGACUGCGUGGCGGAGGAACGGCAUCUUCGGGAUGCCUUAGAAAAGGCGAAGGACCUCAAACUCAAGGCCUUUCGCGAGGUUACUCGGAUUUAUCUGAGCUCGUUGGAUAUCGCGUACUCCCCGAGCGCCGCGGUCUCCGCAGCGAAGCCCGCGCGAUCGUUGUUUCAGAACCCCGAUCGCGUUUCGCUCGCGCGCUGCGCCGUGGUAUCGAACACGUUGCUCUCGACGAUCCAAACCUACAUGCGGUGCUGGCAAUCCAGUCAGCUGAUCGCCUCCCUGCGGGGGUUUCGCCAUUUGAACUCCAAGUUGAACUUCAUUUCGAACUCCGAUAUCACCAGCUUCUUUAGCACGCGUCCUGAUUAUGAUGAGAGGAUGGAUCAGAGUGCGUCUCGGUUAAGUAGCUCCCUGGAGGACUUGCUCGAUAUGGAGGAAAUAAACAAACUCAAACAGCUGUACUUCGAUUAUUUCGACUGUGAAAUCGUGGAGCUUGAUUCGACAGAGUCUAGCGAACUAGGGGCUUACCUGAAGUCGGAUUCCACCUCAACGAGCUUGGCAUCACUUUUAGAAAUUUCAAUUACACAUAGUCGUGGUGAUGCAUCAGAUUAA
Molecule: messenger RNA, 1128 nt
Organism: Phytomonas sp. EM1
Lineage: Eukaryota; Euglenozoa; Kinetoplastea; Trypanosomatida; Trypanosomatidae
Source: the annotation of a GenBank genome assembly